Messenger RNA from Cyclopterus lumpus (lumpfish), 1879 nucleotides. RefSeq names its product sialoadhesin-like. The record is from RefSeq and is a predicted model, not a curated record. NCBI's taxonomy places the organism in Eukaryota, Metazoa, Chordata, Actinopteri, Perciformes, Cyclopteridae. The coding region runs from base 190 to 1053 and encodes 287 amino acids. The transcript is spliced from 11 exons.
AAUAUAAUGCAUGUCCCGGUGGAGGCGGAGACACCGGGGACCUGUGGAGCCGGUUGUUUCACUUCACUCUUUCCUCCCGGUUUCCGCCCCACGCCAGCGGGCUGUGCGUUGAACCAGCACGCGCACCGGGGCCGAUAAACCACGUUAUGCGCGUGUCGUUGUUGACGGUCCAACCGACGGAGGAGCGAGAUGUGUGCGCGCGAGGCGUCCGUGCGUUUGGCCGCUUGGUCGUGCGUUCUGCUGGCCGUCGUGUGCGCGGACUCCGAGAUUAACGUCUACGGGAAGCUGGGCGGUGAAGUCCUCCUCAAGCCGGGUAACGCCUCCGUGACCGCCGCCGCCGGCGCCGCCGCCGCCAUCUGGACGCACGAUCAGAACAUCGCCAUCGACUUCGAUGGGGCGGAAACAGUUCGAUAUCGGCAGUUCAAAGAACGUGGGAGCCUGAACCCGAAGAACGGAGAGAUGACGAUCACGGGGCUGACCCGAAGCGACAGCGGGCUGUACACAUGCGAGGUCAACGGCGUGCUCGCGAGUCCGAACCUCCGCCUCCUCGUCAUCUCUGCCGUCCCGAAACCCACCGUCGGCAAAUCCUGCGACGAGGAGAGCUGCACUCUGACCUGUGACGGGGACACCGCGGGCGCCGGCCCGGUCACCUUCAGGUGGAGGUCGGACGGCGAGUCCACGACUGGAUCUCAGGCGCUGCACAUCACGAAGGACGGAAGUUCGGGAUUCAAGGAGUUCAGCUGCGAGUUGGAGAAUCCGGUCGGCCGGGAGCGUAGCCAACCCGUCCCCAACCCUCUCGCCUCCACAAGUCCCGGAGGAAAGCUGAACGUCUCCACGGGAGUCACGGUCUUCAUCGCUCUGCUGGUCGCCGUGCUGCUGCUGGUCGCCGUUCACAGGUUUAAAACAGGAAUGUGGUUCUUCCAAAAAACAUCCAUGCCGUGGGAACCAAACUUCUGGAGGAAGAACGAGAUGCCACCAAGAAAUGCUGCUGCAUCUAAUGGCACCUCUGCUCAAGAGAAUGGGCAAAUAGACGAGGAAACACCGUUGUCAUAGGGAUCAAAGGGAAGUCCGGACCUGUCGUGUGUCAAACAUACUUCUUUUUUCAUUUCCGUCCCCGCCGGCACACAAUAUUAUACUCGACUUGUUUUUUUUAUUUUUAAUAUGACUUUUAAAAAGUAUUUUAAAAAAUAAGAACGAUCCGCCACGAAGCCUGGCUCCCGUAUUGAGAUGGUUUCUUUUUUGUAUCUGUAGUGCAUAAACAUCCGUUUAUCCAGCUGCUAUAUUAACCUUUUUAUGUAGUUAUUUAUCAUGUGCAGAAACGAAUGUUACGAGGCUCAAUGAGGGGGCCUCAAAGUUUAGACAAUACCAGGAAGUGGCCCCCUUUUCCUGACACCGACUGGUACCUCCAGGUCCGGUGUGGGGAGGAACCGGGCCGAAGAAGGGACGCCCUUUGUGUGUUUUGGGCCAACAGGCGGCUCAUUGUCCUCAGUGUUCUGCUUCACUUGCGCUUGUGUGUUUAAAAAUGGGAGGACAGGUGUGUGUGUGUGUGUUAUUCUUAGUUUCGUAACUAGUAUAAAAUACUUUGCACUUCAACGCAGCUGAAAGCAUUAGCUUUCGGUAAAGAAAGUCCCACUUAUUAAAGAUCAAAUUAGUCUUAGUCGGGAGUUGUUAGCGUGGUAUUUAUUGUGGCUUGAAGUGUUUCGGGAUAUAAAGAAUGUCUACGUAUAAAUUGAGUGUUUUUAUAUGGGAUGCAUUUAAUAAAAGCACUGAAUAUCGACCCCUUUUUAAAAAAAUAUUUCUUUAUCAAAUAAACAGCGAAAUAAAGAAAGUUGAACCACUUGAGGGCAGCAGGUGAUGAGCCGAGUGUGUUUUAUUGCCA